ACAGCGAGACGUAAUUACGUAGCACCAACUACCCCAGCGUAGUUACGUGUCCCUGUUCUGUUGACUGGGAAGCCCCUAGCGCGGAGCUGCCAACGCCCGGCAUUAACACACAAAUACAGAAUACGAUUGUGAAUGAAUAGAGAAAACUAAAUCACAACUAUGCAGACCAUCAAGUGUGUUGUAGUUGGUGACGGUGCCGUGGGUAAAACCUGCUUGCUCAUCUCUUAUACAACAAACAAGUUUCCUUCUGAAUAUGUACCUACGGUCUUUGAUAACUAUGCUGUGACUGUAAUGAUUGGAGGUGAACCCUAUACUCUGGGCCUUUUUGACACAGCAGGUCAGGAAGACUACGACAGGUUACGACCUCUGAGUUAUCCACAGACAGAUGUCUUUCUUGUCUGUUUCUCUGUUGUGUCCCCUUCUUCUUUUGAAAACGUUGAAGAAAAGUGGGUUCCAGAGAUUACUCAUCACUGUCCAAAGACCCCAUUCCUUCUAGUUGGGACUCAGAUUGACCUGCGGGACGACCCAUCAACUAUAGAAAAGCUGGCCAAAAACAAGCAGAAGCCCAUCACACCAGAAACAGCUGAAAAGCUGGCCAGAGACCUCAAGGCUGUAAAAUAUGUGGAAUGCUCAGCUCUCACACAGAAAGGCCUAAAGAAUGUUUUUGAUGAGGCGAUACUGGCUGCACUGGAACCUCCAGAGCCCAAGAAGAAACGCAAAUGUGUGCUGCUAUGAGAGGCUUCUCCCCUGUAGAUCCAACACAUACAUACAAACAUACACACACAAGCACACAUGAAACAACAGAAUACUCAAAUGCAUACAAACAUAAACACACACAUGCACAUAAACAUUAUUUCCAACCCCACCCUCUUUCUCCUGCUCUGCUAAGGCUGGUUGACAGUCUUCCAGACUGAAGACAAGAACGAUGACUGCCAACAAAGUAUCCUAAAAUUCUCUGCAAUAAUAAGACGCUUCUCCCUAAUGUUCAAGUGUGAGACAGCAGAUGAACAUAACCUAGGCAACAGGCCACUGUGGGAUGUGGGCAGGGUGGAAUCACCAGGGCCAGAGAUCCAGACAAAAACACUUGGCACUGUUGAUGAGUCACUAGAUUCAACCGUUCAGUCAGUGUUGUGGUCUAAUUAACGUUCAGAACCUCCGACAUUUGACUCUUUACUAACUCUGUACUCACACAUAACCAAGGCUUAAAAGUUUGAUGGUUUGAAGCUGCUGUUGGCAGAGAAUUAGCCAGCAUAGAGAGCAGUUUCUAAUAUUGUUGAAACAAUUACAACACAGUGGUGUUUGGUGUAAGUUUGUGAUGACGGUCACAGAGAUCGCUUUCUGUCAGUUUAUUGAUCAAAUGAACUUUGAAAUUGACCUGAUUUGCAGCUGCUGUGUUAUUGUUUCCAGAACUCACACAGCUGAUUGGGAAAUUGAACCCUUUUCAAGUUUUGCCACAUAUAGAGCAAGCUAAUAGAAAUGACUGAAGUGCAUUGUGAUUUAGCGACAUGAAAUUCUGAACCAUUUGAUUUGAUGAAGCCUCUUUAACAAGCCCACAAUACGUGUGAGAGCAGUGUGAAGAGUUCAUGGAGGUCAGCUCCACCCACGCCCCCACAGCCAAAUGACACUGUUGGCCCCUUCUUCCUUGAUGACAGCAUUCAUCAAAUAAAUUGCUAACAGCUCAGUUUUAUUUGCCAACAAACAACCCCAAGAUAUUUAUUCCAUGUUCCAGAAAAACUUACUCCUUAACCACUAAAGAAACUUUGCUCUAAUAGGACAGCAGUAUCCAGGGCAGUCCACAUGAGUGUCCUUCAUGAGUAAUAUGGAAAUGAUAAUGUUGCCAUGUUCUAUCCAGUCCUAUGUAUGCAAACUCACAGUCCCAUUGGAUUGUGGUCAAUCACUUGAAGAGCUAAAGGCAUAGUAGCGGGUCCACCUGGAGACCAAGGAACUGGUGUUUGAGAUGCACCAGACUGAAACAGUGUUAGCAGAACAAGCGGAGGCCAAGGCAGGAAGAGAGUCUGAUUCUAUACUCCGUCAUGCAACACUUUCAAAAGUUAUAAACUUUUAAGAGGGAGUUCUUCAGAAGGAAUAGUGAGAAAGCCACUAUAAACGACCACAGUAGAAAUGUUCUUCCCAGGUUUUAAAAACGAAUUGAGCAAUCAAAUCUUUUCUUCAUUAAUCUAUAUUUACCUGUGACUUCAGUUAUAGCAAGAGUUCUAUAUUCCUGAAGGGUUUUGGAUUUUAAUUGUUUCAGCUCUCUAAAUGUGCAGAGUAUGACCUAUUGAUAAUUACCAAUGUUAUCUGUCUGUCAUUCUGCAAUUUAAAAAAACUAGCAUGACAGUUGAACUUGGCAGCAGAUUGUUCUGUAGCUGUAAGUAUUUCUAUUAACUCCAAUCUAUUUCACUGUUUGUAGGAAGUAGGAUUGGUGAGCUCUACCUCUACAUAAACAUUUCACUUUUACCUGUUGAAUUAAAACACAUACAAAGGAAAAACCAACCUAUUAGGAGGGUGAGAUCUUAGAGAGCUGACUGAAGGUGUGCAGGUACAUGCCACUCUGAAGCACUCAGACUUUUGUUAAGUUACAGUUACAGAGAAGUUGCUUGACGGGGUAUAAACCAGGCUUCAGACUUGAUCACAUCACACUUCAUUUGCUAGAAGGGAGCGCGUGUGUGUGUGUGUGAAACAGUUUGUGGACUAAUGUUUAGCAUUUUUACAAGGGAGGAAAGAGUAUGAAUUUCUAACAGAACUCUGUAGUGGGCCAAAGUCUGGCGAUGAGUGUGUGGAGGCCUGUCUGGUCUUUGUUUUAGUCAUUGAAAAUGUGGCCGACCUUAGUCGCUGUUCUUAACUAUAGGUUUUAUCAGAUGUAAUUAUGAUGUUAGCAGGCAUGCCACAUUAAUGUACGCUCCAGAUGUUUUUACCAAAACCUUUUUAUUAUUUCUGCCCCUUCUGUUUGUCUUAUUUUAUAUCUUAUUAUAUAUAAAUAUGUGUUUUUCUUUCUUCUUGGCUUGUCCCUUCAUUGGGGGCUGCCACAGCGUUAGACCACACAAUGAUUUGACAGAGUUUCUUUAACAGAUAUUGAAGCAACCCUGCCUAUAUAUACAUAUAUAAGGUUUCCUUUUCCACCUUUUGAGUUAGGUCGUUCAGAAUUCACCUGAACUUUUACCUGCCAGUUUUUACCAAGAAAACCUUUGAUUGGGCUUCCUGAAUAAAAACCUUCAAUGGCAGAGAGACUGUUUUUGUUUUUUUUAACUAGUGGUAUGGAGUCAUGUUGAUGACCUGCCAAGGUCAAGAUACUUAUUAUAACCUUGUUUUGUGUAAAACCAAAUGCUCUGUCUGAAGUCUUUCUUCUUUGUAUAUGCAUUCUUUUUUUCUUUUCUUUUUUUGGAAAAAUAUUAAACUUAAACCUUAAUUGCCUUUACCUUUUUUCCUUUGCCCUUCUUUUUAUUUGUAUAAUGACUGUUGGACUAAUGACUGACCUUUAUGUAAUAAGUGAGCUGAUUGGCUGAUCAGUUCCGGUUAUCGCUGCAGCAUUGCUAAAACCACUUGAUCAAUGUGAAUACAGUACUGGUAAAAUCCAGGACAAACCUCACAUCCUAACAGUCACACAAAUGUUCCACUAAAGCUAAGGCUGUAAAGAGCGUUGUGCCAUAGAGGUCAUGUGUACAGAAUGUAUAGUCAGCAGUUCUAGAGUGACCAUGUCCGCUGUGUGUUAACAUGAGAAGCUUAACAGCCAAGUGUGAUUUUCUUUGUAAAAAAAAUGUAAAUAAAAAGCAGCAGCAGCUUUUUAACUGA
This is a messenger RNA of Cynoglossus semilaevis (tongue sole), 3789 nucleotides long. It is a transcript of the gene cdc42, whose product is annotated as cell division cycle 42. Gene Ontology annotation, molecular function: GTP binding; GTPase activity. The record is from RefSeq and is a predicted model, not a curated record. NCBI's taxonomy places the organism in Eukaryota, Metazoa, Chordata, Actinopteri, Pleuronectiformes, Cynoglossidae. The coding region runs from base 160 to 735 and encodes 191 amino acids. Gene Ontology annotation, biological process: small GTPase-mediated signal transduction. The transcript is spliced from 6 exons.